UCAACUGCCACUCAACGAAGCACGAUCGAUCGAUAGCUAGCUAGCUAGCCAAGGAAGAUGAAGAUGGCAAGCGCAGCAGCCGCUCCCCUCGUCGUCCUCCUCCUGGCCCUGGCCGCCACCGCCGGCGCCGUGACUUUCAACGCGAUAAAUGCGGUUCCGGACUCCGCCGGCGGGCAGAGAUUCGACCGGGACUACGGCGGCGUGGACUACGCGGAGCAGGUGCUCUCCGAGGCCUCCUCCUUCAUCUGGACCACCUUCAACCAGCCCAACCCGGAGGACCGCGUGGGCUACGACUCCGUUACCCUCACCGUCGUCGACAUCCUCCAACCUGGGGCGGUGGCUGUGACCAUCGGGAACGCCAUCCAGCUCCGAGCUCAGUCUGUCGCCGAAACCGACGGCGAUGCCGCCGCCGUCAAGGAGGGGGUGAACGGCGUGCUGUACCACGAGGCGACGCACGUCUGGCAGUGGGGGCUGCAGGACUACGCGGCGCACUCGGGGAUCUUCGAGGGGAUCGCCGACUACGUGCGGCUCAAGGCCGGGCUCCCGGCGGGGAACUGGGGGCAGCCGGGGCAGGGCAGCCGGUGGGAUGAGGGGUAUUCCGUCACGGCGUAUUUCCUGGAUUACUGCGAAUCGCUCAAGUCUGGGUUUGUGGCGGAGAUGAACGGCAAGCUCAAGGACGGGUACAACGACGACUACUUCGUGCAGAUCCUGGGGAAGACCGCGGACCAGCUGUGGAGCGACUACAAGGCCAAGUACUCACAGGGCUGAUACAUGCAGAUAGUUCGAUGUUGUACGUCCACGUCUACGUGUGAGUUAGCAUAUAUAAUUAGCAAUUGUGUUGUAUUACAGUACUGCUAUCGAUGUACUGCUUGAGCCUUGAGGAGUUGAAGGGUGAUGGAAUAAACGUUGCACUACGUGCGGUAAA
Molecule: messenger RNA, 925 nt
Organism: Lolium perenne
Lineage: Eukaryota; Viridiplantae; Streptophyta; Magnoliopsida; Poales; Poaceae
Source: RefSeq, a predicted model, not a curated record